GAGUGCAGGUCACUCCCUCCCAGCUACCCGUAGACAGCUCUAGGCGCUUAGAAACAGACCGAGCUCGUCUGCGACUUCAUCUAAGCGGACUGAAGCGUUGUCUUUCGGUUUUCAAGUGUUUUCUUGAUUGCUACUUUGAGGAACUACCGUGUUUAUUGUUGAAGAAGCAGAGCGGCGGAAGGAAAUGUCCAGCUGAGUGUUGGAAGUCCUAAGCGACCACUGGGGCCUAUUUUUUUGUAAUGAUUGAUCAAUGCUUCCAUUAUGGCACUGAAGGCACAGGUUUUAUAUGACUUCACUGCGGAGCCUGGAAACAAUGAGCUGACAGUGAAAGAAGGCGAAACCAUCACUAUCACCAAUCAGAAUGUUGGUAGCGGCUGGAUUGAAGCACAGAACUCCAGAGGGGAGGUCGGACUGGUGCCGGAGGACUACGUAGAGCUCAACAAGUCGUCAUUCCCCGGAGCGCCAACCGCAGCACCGACUCCCAGCGUCGGAAACGUUGCGACUGCAGACCUGUCCUUCUUUGACGCCUUUGCUCCUGCGUCGACACAAAACCAGGUGGAUCCUAGGGGCUUGAGUCCCCAGCCUGACACCCCCGACACCCCAGUUUCCCCCUACCUUGUGUCGCCCGAUGAGGCUAGCAACGGCAAUGAUCCCUGGUCGGCGUGGAACACAGACCCCUCGGGGGGCGCCUCCAACAACUGGGCGUCCAAUCCAGAAGGCACCCAGACUGGCAAGACGGCCGCUGGUGACUCCUGGGGAGGCCCGGCACCUCAGGGUCACCCUCAGGCUUACCAGGGUCCUGGGGCCGAGGACGACGAGUGGGACGACGAGUGGGACGACAUGAAGUCCACCGGGGGUUACGGCGAGUCUGAAUCUGGAGAUGGCGGAGCCAUGCAGCGAGGCGGAGCUCACCCAUCGAUGAAACUCAAGUUUCCGGGGUUCUCCAAGUCUGGUCCUGAGCUGUACCUACUAUGCAAGCAGAUUGCAAAGGGCAAAGACAAGCUACCGAUUUACAUGGGAGAAGUGGGUCCAGUGUGGCUUUAUCCAGAAUCGCAGCUGGACUGUGUGGUCGCUGAUCCAAAGAAAGGCUCAAAGAUGUACGGCCUCAAGAGCUACAUCGAGUAUCAAAUCACGCCCAAUACCACAAACCGCCCUGUCAAUCACAGAUACAAGCACUUUGAUUGGCUAUAUGAGAGGCUGCUGGACAAAUUUGGCUCCGCCAUCCCCAUCCCCUCCUUACCAGACAAGCAGGUGACAGGGCGCUUUGAGGAGGAGUUCAUUAAGAUGCGAAUGGAGCGGUUGCAGGGCUGGAUGAGCAGGAUGUGCAGGCACCCGGUGGUUUCUAGCAGCGAAGUAUUCCAGCUUUUCCUCACGUAUAAGGAUGAGAAGUAUAUCUACAUGGCGCAGGACUGGAAAAUGGGGAAGAGAAAAGCAGAAAAGGAUGAAACGGUGGGAGUGAUGAUCUUUACUACUAUAGAGCCAGAAGCUGCAGACUUGGAUCCUGUAGAAGUAGAGCAGAAAUGCGAGCAGUUCAGCAGGUUUACCAAAGCAAUGGACGACGGAGUGAAGGAAAUCCUCACAGUUGGACACGAGCACUGGAAGCGAUGCACAGGACCUCUGCCAAAGGAAUAUCAGCGCAUUGGUAAAGCCUUCCAGAACCUCUCCUCAGUGUUCACCAGCAGUGGAUAUCAAGGCGAGUCAACCCUGACUGAUGCCAUGACGGCGGCGGGGAAGACCUACGAGGAGAUAGCACAGCUGGUAGCAGAGCAGCCCAAGAAAGACCUCCACUUCCUCAUGGAGACUAACAACGAGUAUAAAGGUCUGCUUGGAUGCUUCCCGGAUACCAUCGGAGUCCAUAAGGCGGCCAUUGACAAAGUGAAGGAAGGCGACAAGUUGGUGGCAACCAGUAAAAUAACCCCUCAGGAAAAGGUCACCAUGGCGAAACGAGUCAGCACCAUGUCUUACGCAUUGCAAGCUGAGAUGAACCACUUCCAUAGCAACCGUAUCUACGACUACAACCGCGUCAUGCAGUUGUACCUGGAAGAGCAAGUCAAGUUUUACGAGACGAUUGCUGCAAAGCUGAGACAAGCUCACAGUCAGUUCACUACAAUGUGAAGGCAACAGUCCACAAGCGACGAAAAGAGCUCCACAUCCCAAAUGUUGUCACUUAACUGCUUGUUUUCCAACUUUCUUCUUCAUCUUUUUUAAUGAAAAUUUCUCUUACCUUUAUGACACUUUAAACCCGCAGCAGUGAUUGCGGAUGAUGACACGCAACUCUUCCUCUUUUUAAGAGACGGGAACAAAACACGCAAACCGCAGUUUACACAAAUGAAAGUUUCUGUAAAGACAAGCAAAUUGAAGGUUAGAGUAGUUGGGGUCACAUUUAAUGCUAUUUUGGACGCAGCAUUGACAUAGUCAUUCACUGUGGCCGCGGCCUUUUCAUGCCAAUGUUUGGUAGAUAUUGUCACUAAUGACCGUGGAGCGUCCCUCUAAGGAAGCGUUUGUGUCCCGUGCCUUCUUUCUUCCUGCACUUCCUCUUUGCAAACAGGAAGCCCCGCCCCUUCCUGUUGUACCCACGUGCCUUAUUUGGUUCCCUUCUAUUUCUGCAUUCGUUUACAUUUCAGGAGAAAAUGAAAAAAAAAAAGUUUUUAUAUGAAGGAGAAACCGCUGCUUCAAGAAUAACAGCAAAGUUUAAGGGGGCGGAGCUACAGAUCACAUCACGUAUGCAGUUUUGUUUGUUUUUGCUUUCAAUCAUUCGUUUUGUUCACUUUUGUUUUACUAUCACGUGAUACCCAAAUAUAGUAGAUGUAUAAUACCUAUAUAACUAUUUAAUGAGCAUGCUGGCUGGCAUCACGGGCGCAGGUGCAGGUGUACAAUGACCCGUUGCAAAGAUAUUACCACAGUUGCUGUUUAAGAAAUGUUAGAAGGUUCAAUCCAAACCGUGCGCUAUUGUCUUUGCAAAGGCAGAGUUCAUUGUGUGAAGGCUCUUUAUUUGUACAUGUGUGCCUCAUGAAGUGUCUGGUGAGUGUACAUAUAAAUAAUAAAUAUACACGCUAUUCUAUCAA
Dunckerocampus dactyliophorus (ringed pipefish) is the source of this 3065-nucleotide messenger RNA. It is a transcript of the gene snx9b, whose product is annotated as sorting nexin 9b. The transcript is spliced from 19 exons. Lineage: Eukaryota; Metazoa; Chordata; Actinopteri; Syngnathiformes; Syngnathidae. Gene Ontology annotation, cellular component: plasma membrane; cytoplasmic vesicle. The record is from RefSeq and is a predicted model, not a curated record. Gene Ontology annotation, biological process: mitotic cell cycle; intracellular protein transport; plasma membrane tubulation. Gene Ontology annotation, molecular function: phosphatidylinositol binding; protein binding. Bases 262 to 2115 code for a protein of 617 amino acids.